CGGGGAGGUGCCGGUUCGCUCACGCUCCGGGGCGGAGUUACUUUCGGCGGGCAUUUUGUUGGCGCUCUCUCCGUUUCUGUGUCUGUGGGGUUGGGUGUCGGCGGGUACGGAGUAGCUGCUCGGGAAUCGGUUGUCGGUGUCCACUUCUCUUCGUGAAAUACCAUGACAGCAUCUUUGGAAAACUUGUCAAAAGAUGCAUUCAAUCUGACUCACAAUAAUCAAUUGAAGAAUGAUUCUGGUAAAGAAAAUGAAGAUGGUUGCAAACUUUCAACAGAGAUUAAAAUGGAUAUUGAAAGACUAUAUGAAGCAGUACCUCAGUUAUCCAAGAUAUUUUUUAUUGAGGAUAAAAUUGGUGAAGGUACAUUCAGUUCUGUAUAUUUGGCCACUGCUCAGUUGAAGUCAGGAAUGGUAGAGAAGUUUGCACUUAAACAUCUAAUUCCCACAAGCCAUCCAGUGCGAAUUGCUGCUGAACUUCAGUGUCUGACAGUUGCUGGGGGUCAAGACAAUGUAAUGGGAGUUAAAUACUGCUUAAGGAAAGAUGAUCAUGUGGUUAUUGUCAUGCCAUAUCUAGAACAUGAGUCUUUUUUGGAUCUUCUGAGUUCUAUGAAGUUGGAAGAUGUACAGGAGUAUAUGUACAACUUAUUAAAAGCCUUGAAACGCAUUCAUCACUUUGGCAUCAUUCAUCGUGAUAUCAAGCCAAGCAACUUCCUGUACAAUGGGCGCCUGAAAAAGUAUGCACUGGUGGACUUUGGUUUAGCCCAGGGUACACCUGACACUAAAAUAGAACUCCUUAAAGUUGUAAAGACCGAGGACAAACAGGGAAGCUGCUCAAAGAAUAAACCGACAACCAGCACUGGAAAUAAGCUUCCUGUCACUGGAACAGCGAAUAAACCUCUGGCUCAACAGGCUAUUGGCAAACAGCCUAUUAAACGGGCCUGGCCUCUUUCAAAAGCUAAACAUGGAAAGGGAGAUUCAUCAGUUCCACGCUCUGUAUUUGGGGAAAGAAAUUUGAAUGUCCGUAGCACUGACGUUUUUGAAGGUACAAGCAGUAAGCCAGUGAGACCUACAAAAAAUGCAGAUGUUCCAUCCAGAAAAAUAAUAGUGGCAAAACGCAAGAUAACAACUAAUUGUACAACAGGCAGCUUAAGCCGGAGGCAUGCCGUUUGUCCAUCAGAACUAACUUGUGAUUGUUACACAACAGAUAGGAUUUGCAGUGUUUGUCUCUCAAGACGCCAACAAGUUGCCCCAAGAGCAGGUACUCCAGGAUUCAGAGCACCAGAAGUCUUAAUGAAAUGCCCACAUCAGACUUCAGCUAUCGACAUGUGGUCUGCAGGCGUCGUCUUUCUCUCCUUGCUGAGUGCCCGAUACCCAUUUUUCAAAGCCAGUGAUGAUUUGACUGCUUUGGCACAGAUCAUGGCUAUCCGUGGAUCGAAGGAAACCAUUCAGGCUGCUAAAUCAUUUGGUAAAGCUGUUUCAUGUAGCAAGGAAUGUCCAAAAUUGGAUUUGAAGACUUUGUGUGAAAGACUGCGAGGAACAGAUUGUUCAAGUAAAAGAAUAUCAAACCAAAAAAUUGAGCCAAAGGAGGGAUUACGUAUUGCUGGCAAUGUACCAGGUCCAACUGGAAAGGAUGAUGAAAAGACUGAUUCCUUGAUAUAUAAAGAAGAGUUUCACAGCCAACCAAGAACAGUCAAACAGGAUAUUCAGGGGGACUCUGAUUUCAAAAGCACAGCUAGAUCAUCAGAUACAAAGGGCUGGAAUAGAGUUCCAGACCUAGCAUAUGACCUUCUAGACAAGCUUUUAGAUUUGAAUCCAGCAACUAGGAUAACGGCAGAAAAGGCUUUGAAGCACCCGUUCUUUGAAAACAUGUAACUCAUUUGGAUAUUAUAUGAUGUAUGUUGCAUGUGUGGGAUGAGCACAGAAUUACAUGAUUUAAUACUGGUAGGUGCUUAUUUCAAGCAGAUUUUGUUGACUUCAGUUCUGAAUUUUAUACCAAUUGAGUUAAACCUCCUCUUUCAAUCCAGCCAUUGAAUUUUUUUUUCCUUCAUGUUCCUGACCACCGCCAUUCCCUUGUCCCCUUUCUCCAAUCCAUUGCUCUCUUGAAAGAGCUUAAAUGCAAAGCUGUCUUUUAAACAAACGAAUACAUCGGAUGAUUUUAAAAAUCAUUGUAUUUUUCUUCCUAACACUUCUAUGGCACACAACAAUGCACACAGAGGCAAAACAUGUAGGAGAUCUGCUCAUCUCAGCCCAUGUUCCUGAAGAAUCCACCGCCUGGAUUGACUGAUAUUCAGAUUCGUGGCGCAGCUGUGGUUGAAGCUAACAUAAGACCAUGUGAAAUUCAUCUCACCAACAAUGUGAAUGUCAAUGUGAACUUUUUUUUUGAAAAACAGCUGGAGGAAUUGCACCCAUUUGGAAUUUGCAUACUUUCAAUAAUACUGCCUGGUGCUAUUUGCAUUAUUUCACAUUUGAAUAUUUUGCUUUAAAUUUAUGCUCUAAAUUUAAUUCAAACUACUGUCUUUAAACAAAACGAUGUGGCCAUCUUGCCUACCUCAAAAGCCAUGAUAUUAAACACAUUCCUAGUCACAUCAGUUAUUGGUUACAAUAGCAUUUAUUAACAGCAAGAGUUAUUUGACAGCUUGUGCGAACAGAAGAGAACAAAAUUGAAAUAAAUAUUUAUUUACUUCUGAUCUGUUGGCAUUCAUCUUUAUCUCUGAAUUUUGUGGCAUCCUGAAAAUGUUUAUGCAGUUACCUUGUGCUUGUUUAGUUCUGUUUUUUUUUAUAAUUAUAGAAUUUUUCUUUGUAGUGUUGAUUAAACCUAACUGCCAAAACUGUUUUUAUAAUUUUUUUUCAGACAUCUGGCAAAACAUUAAAAUACUUCAAAAUGUU
Messenger RNA from Rhincodon typus (whale shark), 2883 nucleotides. RefSeq names its product cell division cycle 7 homolog (S. cerevisiae) (gene cdc7). NCBI's taxonomy places the organism in Eukaryota, Metazoa, Chordata, Chondrichthyes, Orectolobiformes, Rhincodontidae. Gene Ontology annotation, biological process: mitotic DNA damage checkpoint signaling; protein phosphorylation. Bases 163 to 1869 code for a protein of 568 amino acids. Gene Ontology annotation, cellular component: nucleus. The record is from RefSeq and is a predicted model, not a curated record. Gene Ontology annotation, molecular function: protein serine/threonine kinase activity; ATP binding. The transcript is spliced from 12 exons.